Molecule: messenger RNA, 1314 nt
Organism: Bombyx mori (domestic silkworm)
Lineage: Eukaryota; Metazoa; Arthropoda; Insecta; Lepidoptera; Bombycidae
Exons: 2
Coding region: 1-1314 (437 amino acids)
Source: RefSeq, a predicted model, not a curated record
AUGUCGAGGGGGAACUCACCCCCAAAUACCAGCACACCCGGCCCGUCUCAUAGGGGACGUCAGGCGAUGCCCGAUUUACGUACCAGACCGAUACCUGCUAUCCGUAUGGCCCCGAUGGGUCCUCGGUUGGACAAUUCGUCCGGGACUUCGGCUGCGGCCGAGGGGGCCCCGAGGAUCGGUCCGGUGGAAAGUAUCUUUCCUCCGUCGACCGAUCCCUCUGGGGCCUCUCGGCCGCGGAAGAAGGCCAGGUCCGAGUCUGACCGAGGCUCAUCGGGUGACCAAGACAAGCGCCCGCGAAUAGGCCCUUCCUCCAGGUCGGAGGGAGAAGAAAGCGUGACCACAUCCACAGACCACUCCUCUACUGAGUCUGUAACUCCUUCCUCAUCCAGAUCUGCUUCCCCCUCUGGGAGUCCAAUCCCAGAUCAACCCGUACCCAAGCCUAGGGCUCCCGCCAGGACAGGGACUGCUCCUAGGCAAUUAAGAACCCCUCCUCAUUCUCCUUCCCCAAUCUUGUCCCCAAUCCCGGUGGACUCUACCCGAGGUGCCCCCGCCCUAAGCGGCACGGCGGGUAACCUGGAUUCUACCAGGUAUAUGGACCUAGAGUCCACCAGACCACAUCACGCCCCUAAGCCUAACCCCACUCCCUCUACCUCCUAUGCUGCCAUGGCAGCUAGGCCGAGUAUUCCUUCCACCCAGAGGACAUCCCAAUCCUCUCAUGUCCCUCCCCCGAGGCCGAAGGGUCGUGCCCAAGAGGAGCUGCGCCGACAUCCGCCAAUAAUGGUGGAGGCCCUCCCUAAUUGGUCCCGCCACAUGGCGGCCAUUAGGGAGCGCCUCGGUCGCGCCCCCUCGGUGCGACCCUUCGGCGCCGGCUUUAGAUUCCUGCCGACGUCGGUAGAGGAAUACAGGGCGGUCCAGGCCUACCUGUCGGAGGCCUCUGCCAGGGAUGGUACCAUAAAAUGGUACUGCUAUGCCCUGACAGGGGAGAUUCCGACUAAGGUGGCUGUCCGGGGCCUCCCUGCCGAUACUGACGCGGCAGAAGUAACCGAUGCCCUGAAGGAGCUGGGGUUUCCGGCUCGUCACGCCAGGUGCAUCAGGUCCCAGAGAGGGCGCCCGGGCUGCGUGUUUCACGUAGCCUUGGACCACCUCUCGAAGGACGACCUCGCCCGCCUGUACGCAGUCAAUGAACUGCUGUACUUGCCGGGGAACUUGGCCGAGGUGAUCUCCGGAGUGAUCCGCGAGAUCGCCUCGGGCGUUAGCCCUGUCGGGGCUAUCCUGUCGGGGUUCUACCAGCUGAUAGCGAGGCUCAAUGGCUAG